This is a messenger RNA of Lycium barbarum (goji berry), 5636 nucleotides long. RefSeq names its product sister chromatid cohesion protein PDS5 homolog D. The transcript has 22 exons. The record is from RefSeq and is a predicted model, not a curated record. Gene Ontology annotation, biological process: mitotic sister chromatid cohesion; DNA repair. The coding region runs from base 2476 to 5385 and encodes 969 amino acids. Lineage: Eukaryota; Viridiplantae; Streptophyta; Magnoliopsida; Solanales; Solanaceae. Gene Ontology annotation, cellular component: chromatin; nucleus.
UGCUUACAACAAUUUCUUGUUUCUUUGAUAUUUUUUUUUAACUCCUUUGGCAAAAUUUCACCAUCUCGUGGAGAUGGGAGUGAGAAUAGAUAGGUUAAUUCAUUGAAGUCAUAUUAUCACAAGGGAUAAUCAAAUUUUCUAUAUACUAGAAAUCUUUAUCUUUACAGGUAUGACUAGCAAAAUAAAGCUACAAUAUCAUAAAUCCAACAUAUUGAUCCAAAAAAAAAAAUCACAUGAACAUCUAUAGAAAAGUGAACUAAUUUUUUGAACCCCCUUGCAAAAAUUCAUCAACUCAGGGAGAUGGGUAGUCAGAAUAGAUAGGUUGUUUUUAUUGAAGUCAUAUUGUCACAAGCUCCUCGUGAGGGAAUAAUCAAAUUUUCUAUAUAAUAGAAAUCUUUAUAUUUAUAGGUAUGACUAGCAAACAAAGCUAUCACAUCAUAAAUCCAACAUAUUGACAAAAACACACACACACAAUCACAUGAACAUCUAUAAAAAAAGUGAACUAAUUUUUUGAACCCCCUGGCAAAAAUUCAUCAACUCAGAGAGAUGGGGAGAGAGAAUAAAUGAGUUGUUUCAUUGAAGUCAUAUGAUCACAGGCUCCUCAUGAGGAAAUAAUCAAAUUUUCUACAUACUUGAAAUCUUUAUAUUUAUAGGUGUGACUAACAAAUAAAUAGGUUGUUUUAAUUGAAGUCAUAUUAUCACAAGCUCCUCCUCGUGAGAUUCUUCUAUAUACUAGAAAUCUUUAUUUAUAGGUAUUACUAGCGAACAAAGCUACCAUAUCAUCAAUCCAACAUAUUGACCAAAAAAAAAAAAAAAUCACGUGACCAUCUGUAGAAAAGUGAACUAAUAGGAUAACAUAAGUAAUAGCCUGUUUGACCAAUAUUUUGGAACUGCCCACCAAGAGUUUGGUUCUCUAUGCCACGUCAAUAGUUGGGGUUGCGUUUAUUACACUUUAAAAUAGUUUAGGGCUGUAAUAGGACCCCCGUAAAGAAAAGAUAUGUCCUGAAACUUCGAGUAUAGUUCAGGGGAUACUGAUGCCUUAUCCCUUUAGAAAUUUGUUGUGUUCGGCCAAGUCUCUAGAAAAAAGAAAAGUGUUUUUGAGUAACAGAGAAGUUGUUUUUAGAAGUUGGAAAGUAAUUUAUUUCCAAAAGCACUUUUUGGGCCGUGGUUAAACGUCGAGUCUUGCCAAAAGUACUUUUCAAAUUGAGUAGCACCAAACACAAACUUCUAGGCCCCGUUUGUCCAUAGAUACCAAAAAAAAAUUCACUUUUUUUUUUGGAAUUUUGGAGUUGGAGUUGGAGUUGGUCAUAGUUUUUGAAAUUGUAGUUUUUGGUGAAAUAUAGUUGUAAAAAAGUGAAAAAAGUAAUUUUUUUUUGAAAAAUAAGUUUUUUGAGUUUUUGGUAUUCCGGAAUACAACUUCAAGUUGUAUUCUAAAUUUUCAUGGCCAAACGCUAAUUCCGGAAAAAAGUGAAUAAUUUUUAUGGCCAAACGGCACCCUAGUCUAUUUGGCCAAACUUCCAAAAUUGACUUAAUUUGAAAAAUAUCUUUUUAUCAGAAGUGUUUUUCGAAAAAGUACUUUUGGGAGUAGCAGUUUGUGUUCAAUUUGAAAAAUCAAAAUACUUUUUUUAAUAAUUUGUAUUUGACCAAGGUUCAAAAAGUGCUAUUGACUGAAAAAUUACCUUUUUUUUUUUAGCUCAGACAAAUCAACUUUUGCUACUAUUUAAAAAUAAUUAUCUUCUCCCUAAAAGCUUGGACAAAUGCUUCAAUUUUCUAAAAUAAACACUUUAACUUUCUAAAGCUUGGCCAAACAUGCUAAAAAUAGAAUUUAUAAGUUUUCCAAUUUAAUACUAGAAAUUAAAUUUGCAAUAAAAAAAUUUCAAAGCUCAAAAAAAGAUAAACUUUGCCCGCUAAUAGGCGCGCUAAUGAAGUGGAGACAUUAUAGUACUUUUCCAAUAUUAGACACAACUUCAACAACAGAAAAAGACCUCUUCUCAAGUACUCAAGUCCAAUGUUCCAGGGGCAAAACAGUCCAAUAAUAUGGCUCUAUUUCCUUGUCUGAGUAAGAUUCCUCCUUUCUUAAACUGUCGAAACAUAAAUUUCGUGUCUUUCUGCACUUUGCAAAGCCAGGUUGAAUUCAAUGCCAAAAUCCCAAAAUAGCAUACAAGAUUAAGCACAUUCACACUAGAAAAGCACAAUAACCCUGAAAAUUAGUUCAAAACACAAUAAAUGUGAGUGAAGCCAGUGCAGAUUAUUACAAUCUAGAGAGGCUCUCUGCAUGUCAGCAAAUUUUCCAAUUUGGUCCCAAAUUUACUUCCAAAAUACAAACCCCACCUGUUUCCCCCUCUUAUAUAAUCAGCAUUUGCUGUAUCUGAGCCGCAUUUUCUUGCUUGGGUGUUCUUUAUUUUGGGGUUCUUGAGAGAGCAAUUGAUACAAUUUUCUUGGGGUUUUGAGAGUGAGAUUGAGUGGUGCUGGGAAAUGGAUGAUUCUUCUUCACAUAAAGAAAUUGAGGAUGGCCUAAAAGAUUUUGGGAUUACCCUCAUCAAUCCUCCUUCUUCCAGUGAAGAGCUACUCAAUCUACUUGAUAAAGUCGAGUGUCUAUUGAUUAAGGUAGGUCAAGCCCCUGCCGAUUCAAUGAAAGAUGCCCUCCGACCAGUAAUGAGAGCUAUGGUCGGAAGUGAACUUCUAAAGCAUGCUGAUACAGAUGUCAAAGUUUCUGUUGUAUCUUGUAUCACUGAGCUUUCAAGAAUAACUGCUCCGCAACAACCUUACGAUGAUGGACUGAUGAAGGAAAUUUUCCAACUUAUUGUAAGGGCGUUUGAGGAGUUGUCUCAUUCCGGCUGCAACUAUUAUAAGGCUGUGAAUGUUCUUGAAACAGUAGCAGAUGUCAAGGUCUGUGUGAUAUUGCUGGACCUUGAAUGUGAUGCGUUGGUUAUAAAGAUAUUCCAGCUGUUUCUCAGGGUCAUCAGGCCCGACCAUCCUAAUGUCGUAUUCAAAAGCAUGGAGGAAAUCAUGACUCUUCUCAUUGAAGAAAGUGAUGAAAUCUCAAUGGAGCUUCUUCAGCCCCUUCUUGAUAGCCUCAGAAAGGAAAAUCAGAUCUGUUCACCUAUCUCGUCAAAGUUGGGAGAGAAGGUCCUGAAAGAAUGUGCUUCCACCGUUAGACCUUGUCUUUUAGAAGCUCUCAAGUCAAAAGGCAUGAAUCUUGAUGAUUAUGCCGAAAUAGUUGCCGCACUAUGCAAUGAAAUGCCUGAGGGAGAACAAAUGACGGAAAAUAAAAAUGUGACAAAUGCCGUGUAUCCUGUAAAAGUUGCUUUUCCAUCUGCUGCUGUUAUCUGUGAGAUGCUGCUGGAAGAUGGGACUCCUUCAGAUAUUAAUGGUGCCUCUUCGAAAAAGGCUAAGAAGAAAGAGAGCGGGGCAAAUAAGGGUGCUCACUUGGAAGUGUUAGUUCCAGAAGGCGAUGUUCUGCAAUCUCAAGAUAAGAGAAACAGAUCGUGUAAGGGCACAGCAUGUAGCAAAAGAAAACCACGUCAGCGCUCAAAGAAGAGCGGGUCUGUUCCGAAAGGUGAUGUGCACACCACUUCUGGUCUUAACGUUGUCAAAAGAGGAGGAAACCUUACUGAUGCUGAGGAGUCACCAGUGCAACUAGUUGAUGGAAAAACACAGAAGAAUGACAGGGUUACCAUUGAUAUUCAUGAGAUUGAAGAAUCAAGAGAUGAGGAGAUUAAACUAUCAUUAGGGGAUGAAAAUAUCUCCAGCCAGCUUGCCAAAACCAAGCGCCGGAGGAAGCUUUCCAUGAGAAAGGAUGAGGAUUCUAAAAAGCGUCGCUUCACCAAAAAUUAUGGAGAAGAAGUGGUUGGUACCAGAAUAAGAGUUUGGUGGCCAUUGGACAAAGUGUUCUAUGAGGGUGCAAUUUCUACAUUUGAUUCUGUGAAAAGGAAGCAUGAGAUCACAUAUGAUGACGGUGUAAUUGAAAAUUUGAAUCUGAGUAAGGAACGGUGGGAGAUAGUUGAAGACAAUCCAUCCGACAAGAAGCAUGAAGCAGAUCUUCAAUGUAAUGCUGUUUCAUCCAUUCCAUCCACGAAGAAGAAAGCAAAAAGAACCUCCUCAACAAAAAAGGAAUCUGGAGUCUCUUCAUCCAAAAGGUCUAAAAGAAAUGCCCAAAAAAUUGACAUUGAGUCCCUGGAUAGUCCAAUUACGCAUAAGAUGAAUGAUGUUAUUGAUGUUGGUUGCGAGACGAGCAUUGGGGAAAAAGAAGUUGUGGACAAGGAAGAUAAUGAUAUCACACAGAAGCAGAGAUCCAAGACUUGCGAAAUUGCCUUAGAGAGCUCAUCAAUGCUUGAAGACCAUCCAUCUGACAAGUCCUUUUGUAUGCAAUAUGUACAGAAGCAUGAAGCACCUCCUCAAAGCAAUGAUGUUUCAUCUGUUCCAUCCACGAAGAAGAAAGCAAAAAGAACCUCCUCAACAAAAAAGGAACCUGGAGUCUCCUCAUCCAAAAGGACUAAAAGAAAUGCCCAAAAGAGUGACAUUUCAUCCCUGGAUCUUCCAACUCCAGAUAACAUGAAUGAUGGUGCUGAUGUUGGUUGCGGAACGAGCAGCGGGAAAAAAGAAGUUGUGGACAAGGAAGAUAACGAUAUCACACAGAAGCAGAGAUCCAAGACUUGUGAAGGUGCCUUAGAGAACUCAUUGACACUUGAAGACCAUCCAUCUGACAAGUAUUUACAGAAGCAUGAAUCAGAUCUUCAAAGCAAUGAUGUUUCAUCUGUUCCAUCCACGAAGAAGAAAGCAAAAAGAACCUCCUCAAUGCAAAAGGAACCUGGAGUCACUUCAUCCAAAAGGUCUAAAAGAAAUGCCCAAAAGAGUGAUAUUGAAUCCCGGGAUGUUCCAACUCCAGAUAAGAUGAAUGAUGCAUCUGAUGUUGGUUGUGAAACGAGCUGUGGGAAGAAAGAUCUUGUGGACAAGGAAGAUAGCAUCAUCGCUGAAACAGAGUCCAAGUCUUCUAAAGUUGCCUUAGAGAGCUCAUCGACGCUUGAAGACCAUCCUUCUGACAAGUCCUUUUGGAUGAAAUAUGUACAAAAGCAUGACGCUGUUCUUCAAAAAACCAUUGGUGUUUCAUCUGUUCCAUCAACGAAUAAGAAAGCAAAAAGAACCUCAACAAAAAGGGAAACUGGAGUCUCUUCAUCGAAAAGGUCUAAAAGAAAUGCCCAAAAGAGUGAUAUUGAACCCCUGGACAUUCCAAUUCCAGAUAUGAUGAAUGAUGCUAUCGAUGUUGGUUGCAAAACGAGCAGUGGGCAAAAAGAACUUGUGCACAAGGAAGAUAACAUGGUCACAGAAGCAGAGUUGAAGACUUUAGAAGUUGCCUUAGAGAGCUCAUUGACGCUAGUGGACUAACAACGUUGUCAAAAUGAAGGAAGCUAAAAUAUAAAGAUGCUGAAGUUUUGUUUGGGAAAAAGACAGUAGUCAUUAUUCGUUAUUAGUUCAAAUUUGGAAGUUUUAUAUCAUUAUUGAAUCACAUAGCUUCUCUAACUUUGAAAGCUAUGAGACACUUAGUUUGUUAAAGCGGUUUAUUUGAACGGACAGCUGGAGGAUUCCAUGCAUUCGCCUUUUAAGAGCAUGAAUGAAUAUCCUACUGCUUGCUACUA